This is a messenger RNA of Pteropus alecto (black flying fox), 4354 nucleotides long. It is a transcript of the gene NFYA, whose product is annotated as nuclear transcription factor Y subunit alpha. NCBI's taxonomy places the organism in Eukaryota, Metazoa, Chordata, Mammalia, Chiroptera, Pteropodidae. The transcript has 10 exons. The record is from RefSeq and is a predicted model, not a curated record. Gene Ontology annotation, cellular component: CCAAT-binding factor complex. Gene Ontology annotation, molecular function: DNA-binding transcription factor activity, RNA polymerase II-specific; RNA polymerase II cis-regulatory region sequence-specific DNA binding. Bases 756 to 1799 code for a protein of 347 amino acids. Gene Ontology annotation, biological process: regulation of transcription by RNA polymerase II.
UUCGGUCUGUCUGCAGCCCUCCUGGGUCGGCAGGAAGGCCUAAGGAAGAAGCGUGCCGCGGCCACUGGGCCAUGAGUGCGGCGUGGAGAGGGGGCCGCCCCGCUUGCCUCUAGCUCGGCGCUUUGCGGGGCCGCCCACGCCGUCUCUCUGGCUGGGGUAGGGGGGAGUCAAUCAAUGAGCCCACUCCAGCUGCCCCACUGCGCCCCUCCCAACACGCCUGGCCCGGGUCUCCGGCCCGGCUCCGUUACCACCCACUUUUGGCUCGUCAUUUCCUCUCCUCUCCGCCCGCCAGGGCAGAACCGCACACCUCAGUCUUGGAGCUCAACCAAGCGGUCUCCCUUUCUUCCUUGGGCGCUAAGGCCAGUCCAUUCGGUUCCGGGAACCUCACUCUUGGAAGAUUGCUAGUCCUGAACAUUCCUUUCCUGGAUGCUGCACAACUUGCUUUUCAUAUUGUUGGUCUUAUUCAUUGCUCAUUUCGUGAGCUCUCCCUCCCUUUUCUUCCACUUUUGUGUGUCACUUUGAACGUGUACCUCUUGAUUUAUUUAUUUUUUUCUCAUAUACUUUCCAUGUUAACAUUUCUUCAUCAGAUGUGGGAUUUUCGUUAGGGUGAGAAGAAAUCUCCGUUGACAACCAAGUAUGGAGGAGCAGUUAGUAUGUACCAGGCAUCAGUCUGUGUGCUCGAAGAGAGUGGGUAGAGUCUUCUAGGAUCUCCAGUGUGAAAUUCACCGUGUACAGUAUUCUAACUUGGAGGGACCAUGGAGCAGUAUACAGCAAACAGCAAUAGUUCAACAGAGCAGAUUGUUGUACAAGCUGGACAGAUUCAGCAGCAGCAGCAGGGUGGUGUCACUGCUGUCCAGUUGCAGACUGAGGCCCAGGUGGCAUCCGCCUCAGGCCAGCAAGUCCAGACCCUCCAGGUAGUCCAGGGGCAGCCAUUAAUGGUACAGGUCAGUGGAGGCCAGUUAAUCACAUCAACAGGCCAACCCAUCAUGGUGCAGGCUGUCCCUGGUGGACAAGGUCAAACCAUCAUGCAAGUACCUGUAUCUGGGACACAGGGUUUGCAGCAGAUUCAGUUGGUCCCACCUGGACAGAUCCAGAUCCAGGGUGGGCAGGCUGUGCAGGUGCAGGGCCAGCAGGGCCAGACCCAGCAGAUCAUCAUCCAGCAGCCCCAGACAGCUGUCACUGCUGGCCAGACCCAGACACAGCAGCAGAUUGCUGUGCAGGGGCAGCAAGUGGCACAGACUGCUGAAGGGCAGACCAUUGUCUAUCAGCCAGUUAAUGCAGAUGGCACCAUUCUCCAGCAAGUUACAGUCCCUGUUUCAGGCAUGAUCACCAUCCCAGCAGCCAGUUUGGCAGGAGCCCAGAUUGUUCAGACAGGAGCCAACACCAAUACAACCAGCAGUGGACAAGGGACUGUCACUGUGACACUACCAGUGGCAGGCAAUGUGGUCAAUUCAGGAGGGAUGGUCAUGAUGGUGCCUGGUGCCGGAUCUGUGCCUGCUAUCCAAAGAAUCCCUCUACCUGGGGCAGAGAUGCUUGAAGAAGAGCCUCUCUAUGUGAAUGCCAAACAGUACCACCGCAUACUUAAGAGGAGGCAAGCCCGGGCCAAACUAGAGGCAGAAGGGAAAAUUCCAAAGGAAAGAAGGAAAUACCUGCAUGAAUCUCGGCACCGUCAUGCCAUGGCACGGAAGCGUGGUGAAGGUGGACGAUUUUUUUCCCCAAAGGAAAAGGAUAGUCCUCAUAUGCAGGAUCCAAACCAAGCAGAUGAAGAAGCAAUGACACAGAUCAUCCGAGUGUCCUAACCCCAGGCCAUGUGAUGGAGCUGAGCAAGAUCGUGUUCCUCGCCACUGUUUCUCACUGUUCUAGGAAAUUGAUCAGAUCUUCCAGUGGGACACUGAUGAACACAUUCUGCCCUUUUCUACAGGACAGAAACCUACUUAGUUUUAACAAGUGGCUCAGUAUAAUUGCAGUGGUAUCUGGCAAAUUGAAGUUGCAAACCUUUGUCUCACCCUUUCAGUCAGGACCUAUUUUAGACUAUUGAUGACAUUGACAUUUCAUGGAUUAGGAUGAUGCAAGGGACCCAUGCCAGCCCUGCGGUACCACACAUAGCACUUAUGUUGACUGGUGAAGCCAGCCAGCCAUCUCAGCAGGGAAGAACAACCUUCUCAACCUAAACUGCAAUCAGGGAAGCUGCAGCCCACUCCUUCCCAUGGAAUCUAAACAUCAUCCAUCCCUCUAAUGAGGGAUCUCAGGCUGACUAAGUGAAUGGACAGUUUGUAUUCAGAGAUGACUUCCAGGCAAGGAAGUUCCAUCUCCUGAUAUGGAAACAAUAAAUUCUCUGAGAUGCAUUCAUCUAAUCUGUGGUAAUAAGAAUCUGUCUGCCCAGAUGAUAGGUUGGUAUUUUUGGACUCCAACCAAGAAAAAUCUAAUUCUGGAGAUAGAAUGAUAAAAGACUAAAGCACUAAAAAUAUAAAUUGCUGAAUUUUUUAGCUUUGACAAGUUGUCUGCUUGUCCAUCUGUUCACAGGUCAUCUGGACCAUAGUUCUUACUAUGGCUCUUUUUAAGACAAUUUAGAAGGUAUUGGACCUUGAAACUGCCUUUCCUAAGUAGAGAAGAAAACAGUACAACGAUUUCUCUGCUGAAGUUCCAAGGACAUUUGUAAUAACUCUUAAACAGAGAGCCAAACUAGAGAUUUUCAAUCAUAGGCUUGGUGUGACAGCAUUUGGGAAAUAGAAGGGUUUGUGUGUGUUUAAGCCUACAAGAAGAGAGAGAGUAGUGUGUACCCAUGUGUUGUCAUAUAGCAUGAUUCUCCAGUGGAUGGAUGCCUAGGAUGGAUCAUUAAGAUGAAGAGACUAAUUUACAUUUACAGUAACCUUUUAACAAGCAUGGAAAGGGAGAAGUCUGAGAUUUGGUCCUUGAGAAUUUCUGGAAAGCACUGUUCAGUCAAGCUGUCCUGGACAUACUCCAGAUUACCCACUAGAGCUUGAGGUGGAUUCUGGCUUCACUCCUGCAGCGCUUUGUGUGAACAUUUUCAUUCUUCCCAUGGCUGUUGACUUUUUGGUGCCAGUUUCCAUUUGUUUCCCACUUUUCCCCAUGGGCCUUGUGCACAAAGGUUUUCACAUUCUGGAGAUAAACUGCAGACUGGAAAUAAAGAUGCCUGCGGUAUGAGAUUCCUGCAGUGUCAGGAACUAGGCCAUAGUUCCUAGAAUGGAUUGUGCCUCAGAAAUCUAUUUUCUUUCUACAUGUUAAACCCUGGGAGAAGUAAGAUGAUAUUUCGGAAGAGUUGCUGCCUUCUCUGGAAACAAAGAAGGAAAACUUAAUUCUUUUGAAGAACAUCUGGGUUUGACUUAAAUACCAAGAGUAAAGAUUGGCUCUUUUUAAAUAAUUGUAUUAAGAGGGAAAAGAUAUAAAACCCUCUGAAGAAAACACCACAAAGGGAAAUCAUUGUAAUGGUAGAAAUAGAUAGAGGUACAAAGCUAUGCAAAGGAAGCAGGAAGUGAGGUAUCUUCCUCGUUCUGGAAUCCAAUCAUCUGUCCUGGCUUCCAAUUAUCGAGAGAGGCUAAUGAUGCUUUGGUAGGUUCACUAGAAACUUCUGGCUCUUUACAUGAGUUUCAGAUAUUAAUUUUAUUCAGUAAGCCCCAAGUUUUUCAGAUGAUAGGUUACUAAAAACAAUGAGGAGUUUAUAUCCCUUGGUUUAUUUAGGAGUCUUUAAGAUGCAGAGUUCAGAAAGAAAUUCCUCAGACCUAAUUUUUAGUACUUAAGCCAACAGCAGUUCUAAAAUACUAUUUAUUUGUGUAAGUUUGUACAUAGUAAUACCAACCUCAUAUUGUUGCAGAAUUUAUUUUUUCCUGAAUUUGAGUUUUGAGAUGACAUACGUCAGUUGUCAUUUUGUUACUGCAUUUCAACUAACUCAUGGCCCUUGAUUAUGGUUAUUUUAGCACACCAUAAUAACCCACAAAGUGGGUUGAGGUUUGGAUUUUUUUGUUGUUACUAAAAGUUCUUUUAUUCAUUUGUCCUUGUGACUAGUGAUGACUUCAUAGAUGCAGAAAGUGAGUGAAUGAAUAAUUGGUUUAAUGCAGUUAUUUCAAUUCUUGUGUUUUGUUGGUUUUUUUUGGCAGGAUAAUUGUAAAUAUAUAUUUUAAUUACACUGGUACAUUGAAUAUGUCAGUGUCUAUACCACUGGACCAACAGCAUUUUCUGGCUUUUGGGUGCCUGAUAAUAAUGUCUUGAUUUUCCUUUGGGACUCAACUACAUAGAAGGUUUUCCCCCCAUCAACAGUAGGGGGAGUACAGGUGAUUGAUCAUUGAUGUCAUUGCAAUUGUUAUUUUUUAAAAUAAAUUUUUAAAAAUACUAAGAA